Messenger RNA from Engraulis encrasicolus (European anchovy), 600 nucleotides. RefSeq lists its product as uncharacterized. The record is from RefSeq and is a predicted model, not a curated record. The annotation marks the transcript as partial. NCBI's taxonomy places the organism in Eukaryota, Metazoa, Chordata, Actinopteri, Clupeiformes, Engraulidae. The transcript has 2 exons.
GGGGGGGGGGGGGGCGAGGGGGUGGGGGGGGGGGGGAGGGAGGGGGGGGGGGGGGGUGGGGGGGUGGGGGGGUGUGGUGGGGGGGGGGGGGGGGGGGGGGGGGUGGGGGGGGGGGGGGGGGGGGGGGGGGGGGGGGGGGGGGGGUGGGGUGGGGGCGGGGGGGGGGGGGGGGGAGUGGGGUGGGGGGUGGGGGGGGGGGGUGGGGGGGGGGGGGGGGGGGGGGCGGGGGGGUGGGGGGGGGGGGGGGGGGGGGGGGGGGGGGCUGGGGGUGGGGGGGGGGGGGUGGGGGGGAUGGGGGGUGGGGGGGGGGGGGGGGGGUGGGGUGGGGGGGGGGGGGGGGGGGGGGGGGGGGGGGGGGGGGGGGGGGGGGGGGGGUGGGGGGGAGGGGGGGGGAAGGGGGGUGGGGGGGGGGGGGGGCGCGGGUUGGGGGGGGGGGGUGGGGGGGGGGGGGGGUGGGGGGGGGGGUGGGGGGUGUGGGGGGAGGGGGGGGGUGGGGGGGUAGGGGGGUGGGGGGGCGGGGGGGGGUGGGGGGGGGGUGGGGGGGGGGGGGGGGGGGGGGGGGCAUGGGGGGGUGGGGGGGGGAGAGGGGGGGGGGGGGGG